AAUAUCCUUUGUUCAGUUCUACCUUUCUCCGAUAACAGACGCCCCUGAAUCAAAAUCAUAACCUGCAAGUACUCAUACCCAUCGUCAAUGAUCCUAGAUUGGUGAAGAAAUUCACGAUUUGUUAGACUUAGGGUUUUAAUCUGGUGAUCCAAAUUAUUUGGUAGGGUUCGGAUUCGAAUUUCGAAGAUUCGAUUCUUGUCUGAACCAUGGCGAUGGAAGCACCAUCGGAGACGAAUAACGCUAACCCUAGCACUGUUUCAACGAAGAAGAACUCGAAGACAAAGGGGAAGAACAACGAUUUUGAGUUCUGUAAAGUAUGCAAGCUCAAUCACAAUCAAGGUCGCCGCCAUAACUACUUUCCUAACCAUGUCAAAUCUCUAUCAUCUUUCUUAUCUAGAUUUCAGACCAAAAUUUCCGACGUACGGUUCUUCCUUAAGAACCCUAGCUUACUUCGUCCCGAGCUUGCUUCUCGCAAUAGAUUUUGGUGUGUUUUUUGUGACUCAGAUGUUACGGAGCAGGGCAGCUCAUUUGCCUGCGAGAAUGGGAUCGCCCAUCUUGCAAGUGCGGAUCACUUGAAGAACUUAAAAAGUUUUAUGUGGAAACAUGGUGGUGCAAUGGAUCGAGUUGACCAUUUCCAGGUUUCUGAGGCAGAUCUUGCUAAGUAUGAAAAGAAGUGCAUAUCGAUGAAGAAUGAAGGUGCUAGCGAACAAUCUCGCAGGGCUCUAAUUGGACCUUCAAAUGAUAUCCACAAUGAACUGAAAUUUGAUUAUGUAAAUAACUUUGACAGAAAUCCUAUCAGUUUUCAUAAUUCAAGUUUUCCAAACGGUGUUUUACCUUUACAAAAUCAUACGAAUGAGAAAUAUCAGGUAUCCCAAUCAGAUCUCUCUGGAGGUGCAGCAUCAAGCACUUCAUCAUAUGAUAAUAAAUCGUUGUUGGCUUCAAAUGCAAAGCGUCCAAAUAACUUAAGAGGCAAGACUUGCUUAACUGAAGGCCAGCUUCGCAAUGGACCGACAUGCCAGGUAUAUGCAGAUAAAAGGGAAGCUAAUGGGGAGGUUAGUUCAGCAGGUUUGCUGAAGCUCACUCAAAUUUCUUCCACAGUCCAUGGCAUGGAUGCAGGAAACGUGCAUUCUGGGGCACCACCUCCAUGGUUUGAUACAACCAAUAGAAUUCAUCUUGAUCCUGCACCGAAACCCGGGAAGGAAAUGGAUCCAGUCACUAAAACUGUAAAGUCAAAAUUAAAUCCUAAAAGGGUCGGAGCUGCUUGGGCAGAGAAAAGAAAGAUAGAAAUGGAGAUGGAGAGAAGAGGGGUGUUGCCUGCUAAUAGAUUUGAUGCUAACUGGCUUCCAAACUUCGGUAGAGUGUGGCAAUCGGGAAGCAGGAAAGAGUCCCGGAAAGAAUUUGAGGUCGAGGCCACGAAACCUCCGAAGGAUGAAAUUGAAUCAGAUUCAUCGUUGCAGUUACAGCCUUAUAUAAGCAAGAGAAUGCGCCGAGAAGCCAAUGGAUGACGUUUCUGCUUAAAACCACGGAUGCAUACGGAUUUUGAAGGUAAAACCCAAAAGUUUGAUGCAAAUCAGUUUUUGUGGCAAUUGUUAGUUUGAAACCAAACCACCAACUGAGAGGGUAUGUACAUACUGCAAGUAAGUAUAAACCAUUAUUUCUUCCUUUUUCUGCUUUGUUUUAAGAUUUUCGCUUUGAAAAUAGUGUGGAAUCGUGCUUACGAUUGCCAGGGAUAUUAAUCGUAUAAUUUAGCAGCCUGAGUGUCGUCUCGCUUGGAUAAGCAUAUCGUACACUCGAGGAAGUAGGUUUUGUUGCUUUUUUAUCAGUUGUAGAACAUUAAGAUGGUUAGAAUUAGAACAGCCUUCCUUUAUUUGAACUUCUAUGGUCCUCUAAUACAUUUAUUUCAACUAGUCUAUGGGUCAGUGCAAAAACACCCAUAUAUCAUCUACCCCCCUGGACCAACAUUUUUGCCUUUUAAGGUGGAACAGAGACUUGCAAGUUGUCCGAUGCGUUUUUAGCAUAAUUCCAUUUUUUUCGAGGGAUUUUUUAAGCUUUUUGGAUGAUUUCGCAAGAUUUUUCAAGGUCUUUGGUUGAUCUCGAGAGAUUUUUUGGUUUUUUCUGUUAUUUAGAUACUUUCGGUUUUUUGGUUGAUUUCGUUGGUUUUGGCUUUUUGGUUCAUGUCUCAUUUUAGGGUUCCUAAAAGUGUGUCGAUUUUAAUUUGAUGUCUGCUCUUCUAAGUUAACAAAAGUUGACUGCAUCUAUGUUAACUACCGAGGCCCCUUUGGUUUGAUUUGCGUGGUUCCGAUAACAUGUAGAACCGGUACGUAUUUGUGAGUUUGACACGAUAUUCCAAUAUAUUCAAUUUGGUUGGAACAAAGUCGGAUUAUAUGUAACGUCAUAUUUUUUGGGUUACCACGUAUACAUGGAUGCCAUUAGGGGUCUUAACAAGCCGAGUCGAGUAGCAGGUUGUUCGAGCUCGACUCGGGAAAACAAUCUCGUACUCGAGCUUGACUCCAGUUUUAAUAAUUCUUUUUCAAGUUGGUGAUCGAGUUUGAGGUUGAACAUUCUUUUAAUA
Molecule: messenger RNA, 2572 nt
Organism: Cynara cardunculus var. scolymus (artichoke)
Lineage: Eukaryota; Viridiplantae; Streptophyta; Magnoliopsida; Asterales; Asteraceae
Product: TITAN-like protein
Exons: 7
Coding region: 207-1505 (432 amino acids)
Source: RefSeq, a predicted model, not a curated record